AUGUCUCUACCAGUUAUAAGUAUUCAGUGUGAUUGGAAUGAAGCAUUAAGAUUACCCAAUGAAACAGUUUGGAUAUCAUCUAAAUAUUUAAAUGCUAACAGUGUUCAUGAUAAAAUAAGAACAUCAAUAAAUAAAAAUGAUGGUAAAUUAAAAAUUAAUUUAUCUGAUGAUUAUCAAUUUAUUUCACAUUCAAAUUUAAGUUUAGUUCUUAAAGAGGUAAAAUCUGGUUUGAAAGUAGCUUUUGUUGCUCCAACAAAGGCACACAAUGUACAUAAAAAAGCUAUUCUGUCUGUCUCAACUGCUGACAAUGCAUUAGCAGUGUCUUCAUGUGAAGGAGAUAAACUUCUUGUUUGGGAUAGCAGAACAAAUGAACAGCUUUUGGAUUUAAAAGGUCAUGGAGGACCUGUUUACAAAUGCAGAUUCUUUCCUUCUGGAGUUGUUGUGAUUUCUGCAGGAGCUGAUGGUUCUUGUCGAAUUUGGUCAGCGGAAUCUGGAAUAAACCCAGUAACUUUAAAAGGCCAUACUAUGUCUAUUGCAGAUGUAUGUAUAAUUGAUAAAGGAAGAAAUGUCAUAUCUGUGAGCAAGGAUGGUUUAGCAAAGUUAUGGGAUGUUGGUGAAUCAAAGUGCUUAGAUGACAUCAUUGCGGCACAGGCACCUAUUAAUUGCUGUGCUCUUUCUGUUACAAAUGAUGAAGUAGAAGUAGAAAAUGAAAGAGAGGUGGCAACUGGCAAUAAAAUCUUAGUGGUAGGCUGUGAAAAUGGCUCCAUAAUAUGUGCACAUGUGGCAAAACGAGAAGAAAUAUUUAGAAAGCAAUUAGGUUCAGCUUGUAAUGCCUGUGCAAUUGUUGAUCAAACUAUUAUUCUUGGAUGCAGUGAUGGAAAGAUUACUUUACUUAACCUACAAGAUGGAUCAAUAAUAAAGGAAUUGCAUGAAGCAGCUAGUCCAGUGCUAAGUAUAGCCGCCCUAUCUAAUCAAUUGUUUAUUGUUGGAAGACAAGAUGGUAACUGUGCUGUGCUAUCAUUGCAAGAAAUACACUCUUCUGUCAGAGUUCAACUGACUGGUUCUGACUGUGAUGGCAUUAGGGAUAUUGCAUUCAAUGGAAAAUGGAUUUUAACUGCCUGCCGGGAUUCAUACAUCAGAAAAUAUGAUUUUAACCAAGUAAAUGUACAUUUUAAG
Molecule: messenger RNA, 1176 nt
Organism: Brenthis ino (lesser marbled fritillary)
Lineage: Eukaryota; Metazoa; Arthropoda; Insecta; Lepidoptera; Nymphalidae
Source: the annotation of a GenBank genome assembly